This is a messenger RNA of Paramecium octaurelia, 9565 nucleotides long. Lineage: Eukaryota; Ciliophora; Oligohymenophorea; Peniculida; Parameciidae. The record is from the annotation of a GenBank genome assembly.
AUGAUUUAACCUAACUUUGUAAUAAUUCUGUGCCUGAAUUGUAUAAUAAAGGUUUUUGGAGUUACGGAAGUGAUAUCGUCUUCAUUUUAAGGAAGUACUUUUUCUGAUGCGGACAGUAAUAUAAAAGUGAUUAGAUUUAGAUUGGGUUGUUAGCGGAGCCUCGCCAUAAUUCACAGAUUGUAUGGGCACAUUAUUAUUUGGGGGUUAUAAUGCUUUUGGAAUGAGGACAAGUGUUACUAAGAUCUUUACACUUCCACCUCAUUUUAAGAUAAAUUUGUAAUUCUAAUUUUGGAAGUAAGGACUAUAAAUAGCAUAGAAUUGAUUCUUGGGAUGGUGAAACAGGUUUUGUUUUCCUUGAUUAUCAGAAUGCAUGGUAGCAAAUAUUAUAGGGAAGCCAGGGAACUGACAUCUGUGGGACUGUCCGAGAUGAUUCUAGAGAACAAAGUUUUAAUAUUAAUGCUAAUGUACCACAUAGUGGUCCUACAGCCAUAGUAGUAAUCACAAGCAAUUUGAACGAAGGGGGUGAUAAUGUAUUAAAGUUUGAUUAUUUUGAAAGGAAUCUUGGGGAAUGAGAGAUUUUAUUAUAUCAGUUGAGAGAUGCCCAGAUGGAUGUUAAAUAUGUUUAGAGACGGAUACAGUUGUUAAAUGUUAGAUAUGGUAGAUAUUUUUCACUAGUUGGACCUAAUUAAAUACAAUUGAAAUAUAAUCCGAUGGUUGGAAUACAAUUCCAACAACUCCUGAUGCAACAUAUUGUGGAGGUAACGAAGAAUGAAUAUAAAUUAGCUGUUGCUUUAUUUGGUGGUUAUUAGAAAACAGGAGUCAAUACAGUUAUUAGUGGGUCUUUUUUAAAUAUUCCAGAACAUGCAAAAAUAAAGAUCUAAUUUUUAUGGGCAAAGAUUGAUUCCUGGGAUUAUGAAUGGGCUUUUAUGAAACUAGAUGGUGCUGUUGUUUGGCAACAAUAGUUUAAUUAUUAUUGGGGUUACUUUUGGAAGAUUUGUGGAGACUCACACGAUGACUAUAGAACAAUUUUUACAAGAAUUGAAUUAGAUAUAAAUCAUACUAGCACACAAUUAGAGAUCUCUUUUACGACCAAUCUUAAUGAAUCACCAGAUGGAGAGUCAUUUGGUAUCAGAGAUUUUGUAUUGUUACAUUCAUAAUGCCCUUAAGGAAAUUAUAAUACUGGAGUUGCUGAAACUGGUUGUUAAUGUAAUUGUCUGUCAUUUAAAUAUAGAGUGCUAUGGAUCAUGUUAUCAAUGCAAUGGACCAAAUAUAGAUGACUGCAUCGAUUGUGGAGACCCGAAUAUAUAUUACAAAUAAUUAGUAUCUGGAUAAUGUACAUGCUAAGAUAAGACAAUUGAAAGUACUCAGAAUGAUGGAAGUACAAUAUGUUAACGUAUAUAAUCCUAAAUAUUUAUUUUAGCAUGCCAUUCAAGAUGUGAGAAAUGCUCUUAGCCUUUAGAUAAUACAUCUAAUUAAUAUUGCACAAUGUGUAUAGCAGGGUAGAAUAGAGAUGUUAAUGAUCAAUUUAUUUGUGCUUGUAAAGAAGGAUAUGGUGAGGAUGGAAUUUCUGAUGUCUGCUUUAGUAAUUAUCCUCUUAAAUUUUAGAAUGCCAUUAUACAUGCGAAAAUUGCAAUGGUCCCUUAGCAUCUAAUUGCACAACCUGCUCAUCCUCAUCCUUUCGUUAUCUUACUUCUGAUUAUCAGUGUUUAUGCAAAAAUUCAUAUAUUGAUUCUGGAACUAAUGACAUGGUCUGUAAAUGUAAUUUAAUUAAUAUCACUAUUUUAUAGACAAUUGUCAUUAUUCAUGUUCAAGUUGUGUCUUAUCUGCAGAAGAUUAAUGUACAAGUUGUCCUGUUUCGAGAUAACCAGAUAAAGCAGGAACCACUUUUAAAUGUGCGUGCAAAGAUUCUAAUUAUUAUAGUGAUGGCAAAUCAUUAGAAUGUUAGGCAUGUCAUUUCACUUGCAAAACUUGUAAUGGCAGCUUGGAGAGUAACUGUUUAACUUGCAACUUAACAUAUCGCCAAUAUUCAAUGUUUAAAUGUAUAUGUCCUGAUGGAUAUUUCGAUAUUGGUGUAUUACAAUGUAACGGUAAUUUUAUUGUCUAUUCAAAGCUUGCCAUUAUACAUGUCGUUCCUGUUAUGGUUCUGCUUAAGAUUAAUGUCUAACAUGUUCAUCAAGUAACAAUAGAGAAUUCAAGACUAACUUGUGUUUAUGUCAAGAUACUUACAUGGAAAAAAUAGUUGACGACCCUAUGUGUUACAGUAAUUAAUAUACUAUAUCUACUAGAAUGCUCAUAUCGUUGUGCUAAUUGCAGUGGUACAAUAGACAAUUGUACAGCUUGUCCACUCUACUCUUAUAGGGAUCAAGGAACAAACAAUUCUUGUGCUUGUCCAGCCAAAAUGUAUGACCCACCUAACAAUCCAAUCUGCAUUCGUAUUAUAUGAAAUUCAAAUUAGCUUGUUAUGUCAAUUGUUUAACAUGUAAUGGAUCUUAAUCAAAUUAAUGCACAUCCUGCUAUACUUAGAUUAUGAGAUAAUUAGACCCUUCAGGGUUAUGCGUAUGUAUGAGUAAAUACUACGAUGUUGGGACUCCUGAAUGUUAACGUAUAAAUCAAAAUAAUGAUUAGCAUGCAGUCCUUAUUGUUUGGAUUGUUCAAACACUCCUGGUCAUUGUAUAUCUUGUAAACCAGAUAGAUAUUUACAAGGGAAUGUUUGUAUUUGUUAAACCAAGCUAACUGGAGCUUUUAUUACUAGUUACGAAGUAGCAGGAAAAGUUGAUUGUCAAAGUUUCAAAAACAUUAAUUUAAUUUAGAUUGUCAUUAUUCUUGCUUAGAGUGCAGUGGAUCUAAAUAUAAUUAAUGUGCAUCAUGCCUGGCUAGUGAAGGCAGAAUUUUCACUAAUUCUACUUGUGUUUGUGGCCCGAAUUUUUUUGAAAUAGGGAAUUUUAAUAACUUCCAUAAUUUAAACAUCAAAAAAAAUAAAUUCAUAAAUCACAUAGUGUAUUGGUAAACCUAAGUGCUAAGGUAAUAUUUUGAUAAUGAGUAUUAGGAUGCUAUUAUAGUUGUGAAACUUGUGCAGGAUUAGAUACAACAUGUUUGACUUGUUUAUCAAACUCAUUUAGAACUUUAAUCAAUUCACAAUGUCUUUGUUAAAAAGGAUAUUUUGAUGAUGGAUCUAAUCCUAUAUGCUAAAGUACAUUAGAUUAAUUUUAUGUAUAGAAUGUCACUAUUCUUGUUCGGAAUGCAUCACGAUUUCUAAAAAGUGUAAUUCAUGUCCAUCUGCAUCCAAUAGAGUAUUCAAUGGAAUAUUAUUUACUUGUAAUUGCAUUGAUUCUUAUUUUGAUAAUGGAACUCAAACUUGCUAAAAAUGUCAUUAUACUUGUCUUACUUGUAAUUCUUUUGGAGAUUAAUUUUGUUUAACUUGCUUAGAUAAGACAAUCUCCUUUAGAGUCUAUAAUCAAGGGGUCUGCCAAUGUUUACCUGGAUAUUACGAUGAUGGAUUCUCUACUAAUUGUAAUAAAUGUUUGAGUUCAUGUUUGACUUGUUAAAACACUGCAGAUAAUUGUACAUCCUGCGAAUCUCCAAGAUAUUUAGAUGGAACUGCUUGUCCAUGUGGUGCAGGUUAUUUUGUAAAUAAUCUGGGUAAAUGUAGUAAAUGUAAUCAGAAUUGUUUAAAUUGCUCACUCACUUCUACUAAUUGCACUGAAUGUGAUUCAUCAUUAAUGAGAGUACUAGAUACUGCAACUAAAACAUGCAUUUGCAAAAGCGGAACUACUUAAAUCAAUGGUUUAUGCCAAGUUUGUGACAUUACUUGUCAAACUUGUUUAAAUUCGAUCGCUUAUUGCACUUCUUGCAAAGUGUUGAGAAAAUUAUCAAACAAUUAAUGCAAAUGUGUAGAUGGUACAUAUGAAAGUGGCUCAGAUAAAUAGUGUUUAUUUUGUGAUUAAACUUGUUAAACAUGUAUCAAUUAAGCCAACUAUUGUACAACAUGUGCAGCAGAUAAAUUUCGAAUAUUUUCUACAGGAAAUAUUUGUGUAUGCAAAGAUGGAUAUUAUGAAGAAGCACUAUCUUUAGAUUGUAGACCAUGUGACUCAUCUUGUUUAACUUGUAAAGUAUUACCAACUAAUUGUAUAACAUGUGAUAUUUCGUACAAUCUGAGUUUGGAUACUACAGGAAGAUGUCUUUGUUCUUCAGGUUACUUUUUCAACACUUCUACUUCAACAUGUGAAAGUAUUAUAAUUCUUGUUAUUCAGUGUGUACUGUUUUAUGUAAAGAAUGUAAGUCAUUGUCCCAAUGUUUAGAAUGUGAAAGUAUUACUAGAAACUUUAAUGCAGUUAACUUGAAGUGUCCAUGUAAAGAAGGAUAUUAUGAAGUUAAUCAAAAGAAGUGUUCAUGUAACAAUUUCAUAGUAACAUUAGAAUGCAAUUUCAGUUGUAAGACUUGCUAAAGUUUAUCAACUAAUUGCUUAUCAUGUGAGCUAACCAAUUAUAGACUUUUAAUCUCUAAUCAAUGCAUUUGUUUAGAUGGUUACUAUGAUAUUGGGAUUGAAUUGUGUUAACCAUGCAAUCCAAUUUGCUAGACUUGUGAAAAGACUUCAACCAAGUGUCUUUCAUGUAAUUAAACUCAAAACUUUAGAUUAUUGAAUCUAAAUUAGUGUGUUUGUUAAAGUGGAUAUUAUGAUAGCGGUUAAUUAGUAUGUCAAAGUAAAAUUGUUAUUAAUUUAAAGAGUGCUCUAAUUAAUGUCUAACAUGUAAAGGGAGGAGAGAUUUUUGUUUAAGUUGUGAUAUUAAUUAAAAUAGACUUGAUCAAUCUGCUAUUAAUAGAUGUCCUUGUUUAACUGGUUUCUAUUAAGAUAUAAAUGAAAAAUGUUAAAGUAUCUAAUGUUUCUAUUAUGAGAAUGCCAUUAUAAAUGUUCAACAUGCAAUUUAUAAAGUGAUAAUUGUGUUACUUGUUUUUAAUCCAGCACUUCGAAUAGAUUGAGUAUCUCAUAGAAUUGUAUUUGCAAAGAUGGGUACUAUGAUGAUGGCCUUUAAGUGGAUUGUUUUCAAUGUAGUGCAAGAUGUAGAAUUUGUUAGAACUCUUCAAAUAAUUGUUUAUUUUGUUUUGGUAAUCUGAGAGAAGCUCCUCCUACUUGUAGUUGUAAAAUUGGUUAUUUUGAAAAUUCCUCUUUGAAUUGUGAGCGUAAUCUAUAAGUAUGAUAAUAUAGCUUGUGACAAUUAAUGCUAGACUUGUGAUAAGACUUCUUCUAAUUGUUUAACAUGUAAAGAAGGAAGAUACACUCAACUUUGUAUCUGUGAAGAUGGGUAUUUCGAAGGUGGAUAACCUCUAUGUGACAGUAUUUUAAUUAUUUAUGCUCUAAGAAUGCGCUUUUCAAUGUAAAACAUGCUAGGAAUCCUCAAUAAAUUGUUUAAGUUGUAAAGGUGGUCGUAUUAACUUGCCUCUUUGUUAAUGUCCUGAUGGAUUUUAUGAUGAUUUCUAGAAUGAUUCUUGUUAGCCUUGUUUUUGGUUAUGCGAAACAUGCAAUUUAGAUGGAUGUCUGACUUGUAAAGCCAAUAGAGUUUUAUCUGCUGAAAUGUCUUGUGAUUAACCACCAGAUUCGGUGAGUCAUCUUGAUACUCCAUGGUGUUCAAGUAUUAUAAUUUAAAAAUAUUAAAGCUUGCAAAGUUGCUGUCCUCAACGUCAUAUUCUCUGAUGACUUGUUGUCCAUAUUAGUAAAGUUUGACUUCACGUUAAAUCCAUAAUAUUUCACCAAUCAAUUUCAAGAUAAUAUCUGUUUAUAAAUAUUGGAUGACAAAACAUACAAAUUACUUGGCAAGAACCCUAGUUGUGAAAUUGAUCAUGUUGAUGAUACAAUAUUAAAAAUAGGUGUUGGAUAAUAACUUAAGAUUCUUCCAGGAGAUUAGAUCUUAUUUUAAGAAAACUAUUUUGGUCAUUAGGACUGCGAUUAAAGAUUAAAUGUUUUUAUCUUCAAUGAUGUUAAAAGACCCUUAAACCCUGUAUCUCCAAUUGCAAUAUACGAUUUACCUACAUAUCUAAUCAAUCCUUGCGAUGAUAAUACCAUAGCUUUGAAAUCCAAAUUGAAUGAUGGACUCAGAGGGUUCAUUGAAAUAAAAUGGACUUACACUGUAAGUGGAACAAAUGGCAAAGGAGACAUUGACAACUUUGUUGAUUCAUUAACUAAAUUCUAGAUGUUAGAAUUAGUUAUCCCAACCAAAACUCUACCUAAACAGUCCAAUAUUACUUUCGAAUUGGAAUUUCAAAAUUUUGUUGCACUAAAAAGUGUAUAGCAAAUUAGAUUGGAAACCCAUUCUGGUUAAUUUCCCACUGUCCUUUGGGUUUCCAAACCUACUUAUUAUACUUUUGAAGCCAUUGUUUUGGAAUUCAAAAUUAAAAAGAAGGCUUGUUCUGAUUCAAACGUUACAUAAUUUGAUAAUUCUUCGUAUACCUUAUCGGUAGUUGAAGUCUAUAGGAACAGUUCCAACUCUAGAUCCUCAAGAGUAAAUUAUUCAGAAAUCACAAGUGGAAGUAGUUUUAAUGUUACUAUUCCAAAAUACACUUUGACUUCAAUGAUUGCAUAUACUUUUGAAUAAGCAACUCAAGACGCAGUACUGAAUUUUACAUCUAAAAGAAAUAUUACGAUUGAUAUUAGCUCAGGAGGUAUCCUUUGUUAAUUCAAUGGCACAAAAAAGAUUCAGAAUUAUAGAAAAGAAACUUAAAUAUUUAUAUCAUGUAAAGAUUUAGAUGCUUAAUAUGACUGGAAUGAAGAUUCUAGUAUAGAUAUUGAUGUUCACUGCCUUGACUUAACUAUGAAUUCUCUCUGUACGGAUGUAAAUAAAAAAGUGAUCAAAGUCAACAAUACUGAUAUUGUUCAAACCAUUCCCAAAUACUUAAUACAGCCAUAUACUAUUUAGAGUUGGACAGUAGUGGCUAAAAAAAGUUCACGAACAUAUAAAUUUAAAUAAAAUAUCGUCUUUUUAGAUAAUGAUUUUAAAAUAUUGAAUGUUACUUAUAGUAAAGGGUAUUUAAUGAGACCUGUUAAUAACUAUGAAAAUUUGGAGUUCACUAUUAAUAUUCCUUUUCAAGAUAGGUAGUAUCUUAUAGAUUAUUAAUUGGUUAUUAUUUACAAUUUUGAAGUUAUAAAGAUAUUACAAUCCGAAUACUUUAAAUAAUCAUUUCAUACCUUUGAUUACUAUCAAGAAUUUACAAAAGGAAAUACAAUCAAUUUGAAAUUUUUGGCUUAAUUUAGCAAUGAGAUUAUGCCAAAUCAAGAUGAUUUAUUAAUAACUGUUAAUUUACCUCCUACUUGUGUCGUGAGCCUAGGUUCAAAUAUAGUUCAAGCAUUGAAACCUUAAUAAAUUAUUACAAUUUGUGAAUUUUCUGAAACAGCUCCAUUCACAUACUAAUUGAGAUAUUUUCUUAAAAAAUAGGAUUUAACUGAUUUUUUAAAUAGAACAAAUGAUUAUUCCUUGAUUUUGAGUAGUUAUUCAAGUGUGAACACUAUUGAAGCCUAUUUUCCAUUUUCUGAUGGAAUUCUUCUAAUUUAAGCAAUGGAUUCCAAGGGAUCAUACUCAAAUAUUCAAAAACAGUUAAAUGUAACCAAAACUGUGCUUAAUUGUUCCUCUAUAAAUUUAACAUAAUAUAAUUUAAGAUACCAAAUUAUACUAUUAUUGGAAAUUGUAUUGAAUCAUUAUGAUUAAUCAAAUUGUAUUAAUCUUUCCAAAUAGUUAUAUUCAAAUAUAAAAACAUAUUUGAAUUCUGACGACCGAUUUCUAGUGUAUCAAACCACCAAAUUGUAUAAAAGAGCGAUCCAAGAUAACAAUAAUUCCACUAAUCCAAUGAGAUUAUUAAUAGAAAGUUCAGAGAAUUGCUUUCAAAAUUAUACAAAAACAUAUUAUGUCCAAAGUACUCGUGCUAAUGCAUCAUCAACUGUCACUUCAGCAAGCUUGUAAGCAGAAUUACAAUAAAUUACAAAAGUUACCCUUAAUUUGAUAGCAAAGUUAACUGAUAUUAAUGAUUAAAUUAGUUAAAAUGAAGUGUUUUUAGAUGAACAACUUUAUUAAGGAAAAAUAGCUAUUUUAGACUCUUUAAUAGUUGUACAACUGCUAAUUGAUGACAUUUUUCUUAAGAUUCCAGAGGCCACCAUUAAUUCCAAUUAAGAUCAGGAAUAGAUUAUUAAUAUAGCAGAGGGAUUAAUCAACCUUAUUGAAAAGAUUUCAAUGUAUGUUAACGUUUAAGUAUAAGUAAAUGGUCUUCAAUUAAUUAACAAUGGACAAAUUCUAAAAUGGUAAUUAUCCAAAAUAACUAAAGAAAUGUUAAAUAAAUAAUUUAAUAUUGAAAGAGAUCUCCUAGAUGGUUUGAUUGAUUAUGUUCAAAAAGAACAAAUAGAAUUAAAUUAUAACCAUUUGAAUCUAUCUCUACAAUUAUGCAAAUAAUUGCAAGAAUUCUAUAAUUUGACUCUCCUUGAAAUAAAUCAGGAUUCAUACAAGAAUAUAAUCUAUAGAAUCAUCUUUAUAAUAAUCUCUAUCAUGAUUACAAGGAUUCAGUUCAAAAAUAUUUAAUAGAUAUGUUUUUAAUUCCAUACUGCUAAGAAAAGGUCCCCGAUGAAAAAUUAUAUUCAUUUGAAUGUGUUAAUAUCAAUAAAGAAGGAAAUUUAAAGAAAUGCAGUUUAUUAACUGAAGAAAUUGAUAAUAACACUGUGUAGAUCUCAUGCAUAUGUGAAGAACUAGGAAGUAUCUUUGUAGUUCAAUAUCCAAACAACUCAGCCAUAUUAUUAAAUGUCACUAUAAGUGAAGAAGGUGAGGAUGGAAUUGAAAAUAUGAAUUUAAGGUUGAGUGAAUAGCCUAUUUUGCUAUUUCAUGGUAUAUUCUUUGCUUUUACUCUCUUCAUCUAUUUUGAACUGAUCUCAAUUGAAAUGAAAUCUAAAUCAUUACCAGUUCAAAGUAGAAUAGAAUCAGAUAACAAUCUAGACGAAGUUUUGAAAUAAACAAAAUCUAAGGCAAUCAACUUUUAUCCAGGAAAUUUUGCUAUUUUCAAACUAUCCUUCUAAGUAAAAAGUAUUGUUAAAAUCUAGUUUAUUCAUGAAGUAUUAUCAUGCUUUUACACAGAAAGCUAUGCACUUACAAAAAGUUAUCGGUUUCUACAACUAUCAAUAAAAAUUAGCCUUUUCAUUCUGUUUUCAUUUUUGUAAAUAAGCUUAUUGGAUCAAAUUCCAUUAUUUGCAAUUGUAUUUCUUAAUUGCGGAACAUUCUUACUGAUGAGAAUGAUUCUUAAAAUAUUUUAGGCUAUUUACAGAUUUUGUGGGAAAUGGAGUCUUUCUAUAAUAACCAUAUAUCUAGCAACACAUCUCAUAUGUUAUCUUGAGAUUAUUUUAUUAUUGAAGAGAUGGUAAAUAUAAUUUUAUCCUUUUAGUUAAAGGGAUAUUCAAAUAAUCAAUAUUAAAGUUUCUCUUUGUUUUAUUAGCUCAUUAUUUUUAUUUUAUGUCAUUUUGGAGCCAAUUAUGAUUUUUUCAAGAAUAUUCAUUUUAGAAACAUUGCCUAAUAUAUUAGAAAUCAAACAAUUCAACCUUUGA